This is a messenger RNA of Neurospora hispaniola, 1674 nucleotides long. RefSeq lists its product as uncharacterized. The coding region runs from base 1 to 1674 and encodes 557 amino acids. NCBI's taxonomy places the organism in Eukaryota, Fungi, Ascomycota, Sordariomycetes, Sordariales, Sordariaceae. The record is from RefSeq and is a predicted model, not a curated record. The transcript is spliced from 2 exons.
AUGUCCUCCGCCGAUACGGUGUCGGUGUCGCCCGCAUAUCGAAGCGAACGGAGAAUCCAUCCACUGCCCAAGAGAUCACUGAGAGACCGUUUAACCCCCGAAGCCGCGGAGUCGAUUCAAUACCCCCCAGCUCCUUCGAUCUCUACGUCCUUGUUCCCGAGUCUGUAUAGUAUCCGAGAUGACGAACCAGACCAGACUCCGACUCCCCCUCGCGAGCGACUCACCGAGGCUGCCCCGCGCCAGUCAAGAAGAGAUGGUCCAGUAGCAGAAAGUGGGGGAUAUACUACUGCGUCGAGACAAGGCAUACCGGAGCGCGGGCACAGCUUGCUCGAUGACGGGAUCUCUGAUCCGUCGAACCGCAAGGGUCAUCAGUCACCGAGGACUGAAAAUGAAGAGAGAUCGGUCAAUUCGCAAGCUACUCUCUCCGCGGCAUCAGCAAUCGAUGGCUAUGACUCCUUCGAAAACACGAACAAUAAGAAAAAGAGGAAAAUCCCUACGGCAGGUGAUGCAGCUCUUGGCGGGGUUCAUGUUGGCAUAGAUGCUGGCUUCGGAACCACAUCUGUUCAGGCGUCUGAAGGUCAUGGGGAAGCAACUUCUUCGAGCUCAGCGUCUCAGUAUGGUUCCGGGGGUUAUAUGCCAGGCUUGCAGAACGUGCCUGGUCCUGGAAGAGGUAGAUAUGGCAGACCGCGCAACGGCAGAAGCCCGCUCAGGCCCUUGUCGGACUCGAACACCAACUGGCUCGGAAGAGGCGGGAAGCUGCGCUCUGUUCCAUGGUCAACCAGUUCAGCCGAGAACCAGGGGAUCAUCUCCAGCGCCAUAGCGAAAGCAGAGAAGCUAAACCCACCACAUGCGGGGUCUGAAAGUACAAGUCUCUUGCAGAAUUCAUUGUCACCAAAACGCCCUGCGUCAGCACAGUUCACGUUUACCGCUCCUGGUCCUAAUGCACUCUCUUGGCCUGGCUCUGAUCGACGAAUCAACAUGCCGACCCCGUCAGCGGCUCGACAAGGACAGGAAAAUUGGCAGCGUGCUGCUCCGGGUGGUCAGGCAGCUAAUGCCCACGCUCUUUCAUCGGGAACAGGCACCGCAGCGAAGGAUGCACAAGGCAAAAGUGGCGCUGGAGGCCAAGGGCAGCAAGGCCCGGCACCUAAAACCACUAGGAGGAGUGCUGCAAAAGAGUAUGCCGCCGCGGCCAGACAACGGCGCCGGGAGACGCAACUACGGAAUAAGCGUCACCCUCCUAAGCCUGAAGAUAUCUGGAUUUGCCACUUUUGUGAGUACGAGUCGAUCUUCGGCCACCCUCCCGAAGCUUUGGUCCGUCAAUAUGAGAUCAAGGCCCGCAAGCAACGCCAGUUGGAACAACAGCGGAAGGCUCAGUGGGAAAGGCUCAAGAAGGGCAAGCACAAGGGGAAGAAAAACAGCAAGUUGCCUACCAAGGGUCACGAUGGUGUUCAGGAUGCCCAUCAACCUUCGGGCGGCCAUGGUGGUCCGGUGAACUGCGAUUAUAGUCAAGGCACUCAGAGCGAGGAGUACUUUGACGACGAUGAUUACGAGGAAGACGACUACGACCCGGACGAAGAUCUGCCGCCAGAGAACGGACUGGAAGCCGAACGACAUGGACGUGUUCCAGAUCACGUUGCCCGCGUCUCGACGGUACCUGAUGGGGGCGGGACGUAG